Calidris pugnax (ruff) is the source of this 883-nucleotide messenger RNA. Its product is annotated as H-2 class II histocompatibility antigen, A-Q alpha chain-like. Gene Ontology annotation, molecular function: MHC class II protein complex binding. Gene Ontology annotation, biological process: positive regulation of T cell activation; peptide antigen assembly with MHC class II protein complex; immune response. Gene Ontology annotation, cellular component: MHC class II protein complex; membrane. The transcript has 4 exons. NCBI's taxonomy places the organism in Eukaryota, Metazoa, Chordata, Aves, Charadriiformes, Scolopacidae. The record is from RefSeq and is a predicted model, not a curated record. Bases 1 to 768 code for a protein of 255 amino acids.
AUGGCCGGAGGAUGGGGCGUCCCGUUGGCGCUGCUGGCUGUGCUGACCCUACAGCGCGCGGGGGCCCUCAGAGUGAGGAACACGAUCCACCAGUUUGAGUUCCAGCAGCGGAUCGAGGCACCGCAGCAGGAGAAUGGGGAAUACCAGCAGUCCUUCAACGCUGAUGAGGUCUUCCACGUGGACCUGCAGAAGCAGGAGACCAUCUGGCGCCUGCCCGAGUUCGGGAGCUUUACCGCCUUCGAGGCCCAGGGAGCGCUGCAGAACGCGGCCACGGCCAAACACAACCUGGAGCUCAUGAUAGAAAGGUCCAACCGCUCGCAGGCCACCAUCGUGCCACCCGAGGUGACGGUGUUCCCCAAACGCCGAGUGGAGCUGGGGGACCCCAACGUCCUGAUCUGCUACGUGGACAAGUUCUGGCCCUCCGUGAUCUCCAUCUCAUGGCUGAGGAACGGGCAGGAGGUGACGGACGGCGUCCUCGAGACCGUUUUCUACCCACGGGAGGACCACAGCUUCCGCAAGUUCUCCUACCUGCCCUUCAUCCCCACCCGCGGGGACUACUACGACUGCCGCGUGGAGCACUGGGGGCUGCCCACCCCCCUCCUGAAGCACUGGGAGCCCCAGCUGCCCCUCCCCGCCUCCGAGAGCACCGAGACCCUGGUCUGCGCCCUGGGCCUGGCCGUGGGCAUCGUGGGCAUCAUGGUGGGCACCAUCCUCAUCAUCAAGGCCAUGAAGAUGAACGGCGCCCGCAACCAGCGCGACACCUUGUGAGGGGGCAGAGCCCGGGGGGCCCUCCCAGCCCUGCGCCCCCCGCCCUCUCCUCCCAGCUCUGUGCCCCACCACCCUCCAGCUCCGUCCCCACGGCCGAGCCUCACAUCCCACCUGC